AUUGCUUUGAUUAAUAAAAAAUAUUUUUCAUGUAUUCUUUUUUUUUCGUAUUGUAUGUAUAUGUAGAGUAAAAAAAAUAAAAGUAAAUCAAGGACUAUUAAUAAAAAAUUAGUCAUUACACGCCUACAGAUUUUUUUAAGGCGUGUAUGGGAAUAUUGACCAUGUGUGAUAUAAGAUACAUUUAUCAUCGUAUAAAAGGACAUGAAAUUUAGAAGUUCGGUCUAUCUUUCCCUUUCUCUAUUUACUACCAUAACAAUGUUGGUAUCGUAUAUCAGCUUUCUAUUAACAUUCAGUAAGAUUGAUAAAUUAAUUUCAUUGAAUUUAUAAAUGUUUUGAUAAUAGCUUACGUCACUGCUGUCGCUGUAGUACCACGAUGGGAACAUACACCAGCUGAACGAAUGAGACUUUUGGGUCCUUUGGCUUCUGUUGGUAGUCGUGUGGAGUUUCCAUGCAAAACAUUGGAACCAUCACCACAAGUUCCAACAUCAGUUCAUGCUUUACGUGUUGCUGAUAUUCAAAUUGUCGCUGCUUUGGGUGACAGUUUAACUGCAGCCAAUGGUGCAAAGGCUUUUUCAAUUAUCGGUGUUCUCAUUAAUUAUCGUGGUGUUUCAUAUUGCAUCGGUGGUGAUGGAAAUCUUGAUUCAGUUAUUACUUUACCAAAUAUCAUGCGUAGAUUCAAUUCCAAACUCAAUGGAUUCUCGACUGGUACUGGUGAUCACAAUUCAAAAACUGCUAAUUUUAAUGUUGCUAAAGCAGGUGCUGUUUCAAACGAUAUGCCAGCACAAGCUGAACUAUUAGUCAACAAAAUGAAAACUGUCUUAGGUGCAAGAUUUAAUACAGAAUGGAAAUUAGUAACAUUAUUUAUUGGUGGUAAUGAUCUUUGUGAUUCUUGCAAAGCUAAUACAGUAUAUACUGCAUCAAACUUUGUAAAAAAUGUUAGACGAACACUUGAAAUAUUACGUGAUAACAUGCCACGUACUAUUGUUAACUACAUUACUGUUCUCAAUGUUGCUGAACUUGAAGACUUACAUGAAGGUGUUGUUUGUCAAAAUAUGCAAUUGUUCUUAUGUGAUUGUGCUAUUAACAAAGACACACGUGAAAUAGUUCGUGCACAUAAUCUUGCAUAUCAAAAAGCAACUAAUGAAUUAUUGCAAGAUGAUAGUUGGUACAAUAGCAAAGAUGAUUUUACAAUUGUUGUUCAACCAUAUAUGGAACAUAUGAAAGUUCCUUCAACACCUGCUGGUUUAGCUGAUUUCUCAUAUUUUGCUCCAGAUUGUUUCCACUUCAGUCAAAAAGGUCAUGAAGCCGCUGCUAUUGAACUUUGGAAUAAUAUGAUGGAACCAGUUGGAAAAAAGACACAUUUAUGGAAUUUAGCAGAUACACUUCAUUGUCCACACAAUGUAAGAUAA
Molecule: messenger RNA, 1409 nt
Organism: Adineta steineri
Lineage: Eukaryota; Metazoa; Rotifera; Eurotatoria; Adinetida; Adinetidae
Source: the annotation of a GenBank genome assembly